CUUCAAAUUCGAGACCCUGCAGAGCCUGUACGAGUCUGAGGACCCCAAAAAGAUCCGAUUUGUCAACUACCUCCGGAGGAAGGCGCCAGCUCCCGACACGCAGAUGGAGAACGCCGUCCGCUACGUCAGGAGCAGAGACAGGCAGAGAGCUGCUGCUGCUGCAACCGCCACCACUACCGCUGCCGCAGCCGUUCCAACCAGCAGCACCACCACCACCACCACAGCUGCAGCCACCGGCAGCAGCACAGCCUCUGUCUCGGCCGCAAGCCAGGGAGCCGGGAGUGCAUCACAGUUUGCGGCCUUCGUCUCUGGGCGGCGUUCUCUGUCUGCGGUGGAGAUGCAGGCAAAGAUCAAGAAGCCGGUGCUGCCUAAGCCUGCGUCUCCAGCUUCCUUCAGACCAGCUCCUCCCUCAACACCAUCCGAGGAGCCUUCAGAUGAAGAGCUGGUCAGGGCGGCAGUUGACGUCGAGCAGUCCCCAGAUGUACAGCCCCCUCUCUCGCUCCUGCAGCAUCCACCUCCCGCCACCACCUCAGCAGCGCCACAGAAGGGGGCCGGUGUCUCUGCUGUGCUGGACGAGCCCACAGACGAGGAGCUUCUGGAGGACACACUGGAGCGAGACCACCCCCUGCGACCUCCAGCAGCCCUCGUCAAGGUCCAGCCUGCAGAGCCACCAGCUCCCUCACUGCAGCUGCCACCGCCUGCUCCUGCCCCGGAGGAAUGACGACAGGAGGAGUUGCCCGGGCCAGCCUUCCUCCCUCCCCCGCCACCUGCUGGCAGUGCUGAGGAGAGCUCAUCGGGGUGGAGUUCCUCUACUGGCAGAUGGGCAGAGUGCUUGAGGACGUCAGCUUGGACCCUGACACUCCGGACGAGGCUGCUGGCAUCCAGUCGCUCGAGGAGGUGGAUGGGGGUAUCGAGGAGGAC
Molecule: messenger RNA, 921 nt
Organism: Siniperca chuatsi (mandarin fish)
Lineage: Eukaryota; Metazoa; Chordata; Actinopteri; Centrarchiformes; Sinipercidae
Product: vegetative cell wall protein gp1-like
Exons: 6
Coding region: 104-721 (205 amino acids)
Source: RefSeq, a predicted model, not a curated record